CUGGAGGAUAAACCCGAAACUUGCAUCCUUUCUGAAGUCGCCUCGGGUCUGUCGUGGUCAUUUCCGCGCGUCACUUUGUUGUAUCACAAAAAAGUGUUUUCCUAGUUGUUUACUAUUAUUUAAAAAAAUGGCUUCGAUUAAGGAAAGAGCUGCGGCGCUAAAUCUUGCAGAGAAAUUGUGUGCGCGCUCUGUGGCCCACAGAGUGACCAGUACAUCAACCCAGGUUUCAUCCUUGUGGCAUGACCUCGUCUUCUACCUCAGGUCUUCGGUGACUGUAAAAGAUCGCAGAGUCCACCUGAAGACAUACAGUGACUGUUUUCUUGGCUCAGAGGCUGUAGAUGUGGUGACAGAACACAUCAACACUUUUAAACACUUAGUGGGUGUAAACCUGUCUCGGGACAAAGUGGUGUGUGUGUGUCAAGCUCUGCUGGACUGCCGUGUGUUUGAGUUGGUGGGAACCAAAGUGUUUGGGAAUGAUAAGAAGCACUCUGGGUUUCAGGACAGCAAGAGUGCUUUUUACAGGUUCGUAAACAUCCACAUGCCUUCAGCUAAUGAAGUGGAGAGAAUCUUACUUGUGAAUGGGGUUCAGACACUCUUUUGUGGUCCUUGCUCAGACCAGACUGAGGAUCAAAUAUGUUCCACCGGGUCACGUGUUCAGAUGUGCACCCCUGUCAAAUUCACCCAGAUAGCACCAAAAGCAAGUCAGCUGGAAACGUGUACGACUGGCAGCCUGGCACUGGAGCCUGUGGUGCAUGGAAUGAGUCCCAGCAGAGCCCAGGCAGGAGCUGUUGUGCCUCAGCCAUUGUCAGAUGAGUUAUGGCAGGAGCAGACUUUGCUCAGGCUCCUAAACCUGGUGGAGCUUCCCCUCCUGGAGGGCAUACUUCACUGCAUGCAGAUCUCAUCAUCUCCUCCAUCACAACUUCAUGAGAAAACAGACCUGAUCUACACCAGUAACCAGCUGGAUAGACAGAUUCUCAGGGUCUUCAGAGACACUCAGGAGGAUGAAUGGCUCUGUGCAGCUCUGGACUGCCUUGACUUCCUACCUGAUCUGCCAGUGGUGGAGCUGAGCCGAGAGUUACCGCAGUUUUUUCUUCAGUACGAGAAGGGCUGUGAGACCGUUCCAGGUGGUAGCGGCAACCAAGAUGUGGACACAAGGGUGCAGCCACUGAUCUCCAUAUCAACUUCAAACCAAAGCAGUGACGAGCAGCUUCAGUAUUCACAGACAGGCUUGACUCGGUGUAAGCUUCUGCUGUAUAGGACUCUGGUCAAACACUACAGUCAAGCUGACAGGCCUCCUCUGCUGCCUCAGCUCAUGACUGACAUCUACACAGCCAUCAUCGACCUGCUGACAAAUGCUAAGUUGAGCACAGCUCUUGAGGCUUUGCAGCUGUGUCUGAAGCUUCUGCCACACGGCUGCCGGGAGCAGCUGCGCCGACUGCUGACAUUCAUGGCUCUGGCAGCUGAUCCACAAGGGAUAAAACUGGACAAUGACGUGGAGAACAGGCAGGCGGUGGUGAGGUCUUUCUCCAGAGCCAUUGUCCACAAGUCCCUUUCAAAAGAGAAGGGGGGACUCAUGGUGGUCUUCAUGCUAAGUAAUGUUGAAGAAAUCUUCAAGAUACCAGGUGCUCUACACAAGGUAGUGAGUGAUAAGCUAGCCAGCAUCGGAGAUGGGAAGCCGCCCAAUGAGACUGGCUUAACAGUCUGUCAGCAGGUUUCCAGUAGGAAUUACACAGAUUUGACCGGAGAGACUACCAAUCAGGAGCUAUGGGCUUUGCUGAAGAGCAUCCACCUGGACACCAAGAUCUCUGAGAAGGAGAGAAAGCGGCUGCUUCGACAGUUUUGCGGGGCCCACCCACAGAUAUUCAGCCAGUACUUUGGUGACUCUGCAAUUAGUGUACUGUAAUUUGUUGAAGAGAAUCACCAAUUGAUACAAAUGAUGCAAAAUAUAUUGGCUUUGGGGGGUGUCAACGCAAAUAUUUGACAUUGCUGGCAUAUACAUUUUAACUUUGAAUAAAAUAAAUGGUAUAUGUAUAUUGUUUUUUUUCUUAAUGUAAGUCAUAUAAACUCCAGUCAACAAAGUUUUUGUAUCUUUAGUGUGUAGGUUAGAAAAUGAAGGGUGGGUGUGUUCUUUUUUUGUAUUGGUUGUAGUGUUGCAAAUAGGUAAUUGUCUACCUCUCAAACACAAUUGCAAAUUAAGGAUGUGAAAGGAAGCUCAGAAGAAAUUGUGAGGUGCCGGACAAUCACACUAAACAUUAAUGGAAAUCUAACAAUGUCUAGAAUGACUUACAGUAACAAUAGAAUCAGCCUCAUUGUCAGAACCCAAAUCCAACCCAGUCAUCAGCCCUGAUUUCCUCAGACUAUGUCUGACCUAAAGAAGUUGCACAAGAACCAAGGUCCACACAAUAUUUGUUCUUAGUAAUGAAUUAAAGAACUAUUCCUGAUAUCUGAUAUUUUUAGCAAAUUCAAUUGGUCUAAAAACUGUGUGUUUGUGUCUGAGUGUUUAGGGUCUUUCUAUUUGGGUUCAUUAACUUUAGAGUGCAGGCUUGUAAAACUUAGAGUACUGUAAGACUCCUCCAGUCCUGUUGGGUCUUUCAUGUAUGGAGAGGUUUUACUGAACAA
This is a messenger RNA of Betta splendens (Siamese fighting fish), 2619 nucleotides long. Its product is annotated as DEP domain-containing protein 7-like. The record is from RefSeq and is a predicted model, not a curated record. The transcript has 12 exons. Gene Ontology annotation, biological process: intracellular signal transduction. Bases 128 to 1903 code for a protein of 591 amino acids. Lineage: Eukaryota; Metazoa; Chordata; Actinopteri; Anabantiformes; Osphronemidae.